CCAGUUUUUGUCCACUUUCAUUUUUACACACCAUCCAAUGCACUUCUUUAAUCCAUUUUAUCUUGUAAUUUGUAUAUUAAAAAAUUAUAGAAAUUAUAUAUUAAUAAUCUAUAUGUUAAGACAAAUCAAACAAGAUCACACAUGACUAUAUUUAGGCUUACACAUUGAGAGAAUUUGAUGAGUCAAAGUUGUUUGCAAGACAAAGAUUCUUACAUUUCGCUAAACUUUCCUGAAUCUUAUUUGGCGCUGAAAGGAAAUAUUGUGAUGCGAAGAGUUUAGGGUUUUUAUGAUGAUAUUGCUAUGAGGAUGCCAAGCCAUAUGCUGCUUGAUAUCCUACACCUGUUUUCCCGUAAUACCCUUAUAGCAUGAAGUAUAGACAAGUUAACAUAUCACCUCAACUUUUCUUAAGAGAGAGUUACCAUCCUUAAAGCCACUAUUUCCUCCGGUAUACUUUUUGAGAGCAAAAUCUCUUAUGAACUCUGCAGCCAAAGAGGUGUUCUUGAUCCUAAAAUCCCGACUCAACCACCAUGCUCACCUCAUCAACCACCACAGAACCAUUGUAAAAGUUCGUCUAAAAUGGGUCAAAAACCGAGGCUUAGAUCACAUCAUAGAUGUCCAAACAGAUCUUAAAGCUGCUUGCCUUCUCAAGAAUGCAAUUGUACGCUCCCCUUCAGGAUACCUCACCUCUAAGUCACUUGAUGACUCCCAUAAACUCCUUGGUCUCACUGUCCCUACACUCCGGUUCAUCCGCCGAUUUCCCACUCUCUUUGAGGAGUUCCCACACCCCAAGUAUCCAUCUAUGCCUUGCUUUAAGCUUACCCAUGUAGCAAAAGUCCUUCAUGAUCAAGAAAUGAAGGUGUUCGAUGAUGUUCAGAGUGAUUCAAUGCAGAGGCUCUCCAGGGUCCUGAUGAUGAGCAAGAACCGAAUGGUACCUCUAGAAUCUCUGCAUCAACUGAAAUGGGAUUUAGGAUUGCCUGAUGAUUUCGAUAGGAACUUUAUCAAAAAAUUCCCAGAGAAUUUUGUGGUCGUUAGAGGUGGCUCAAAUGGUUCCCCAUGUCUAAAACUUCUCAAAUGGGAGGACCAUUUUGCAGUCUCUGAGCUGCAAAAGAUGAACAAUAAGGAUGAGUCAGGUGGCAAUACCGACACCACGUCCGUUUACAGGCAAUUCAGAAAGGGGAAAUCCGCGUUGGAAUUCCCCAUGAGUUUCCCCAGGGGCUAUGGAGCGCAGAAGAAGGUGAAAGCCUGGAUGGAUGAGUUCCAGAAUCUUCCCUAUAUUUCACCCUAUGAAGAUUCUAGCGGAAUAGAUCCCAACAGUGAUCUGAUGGAAAAACGGGUUGUUGGCGUGCUGCAUGAAUUCUUGAGCUUGACCCUGUACAAGAAAACAAAGAGGAACUACCUAAGGAGCCUCAGAGAAGAAAUGAAUCUUCCCCAUAGAUUCACGCGAAUAUUUACUAGGUACCCGGGGAUAUUUUACCUCUCAAUGAAGUGUAAAACAACCACUGUGGCACUCAGGGAUGGGUACCGUCGUGGGAGACUGGCAAACCCACAUCCACUCACCCGCCACAGGGAUAAGUUUCAUCAUGUGAUGAGGACCGGGUUAAUCUAUCGAAGCAAAGGACUUGACAUUUUGCCUCAGCUUGACGCUGUUGAAAACAAUCCUGUUGAAGAAGAAGAAAUUGAUGAUGAUGAUGAUGAUAGUGAUGAGUGUUACAAAUCUGGAAGCUCAGAUUCUGAUGAAGAAGAUGACUAACGUUCAAUGCUUCCCUUUAGGUACCCAUGUUUGAAAUCUUCAUAUGUACUUUGUAGUUAUGUUUUUAAAUUUUCUUGUUUGUAAUCUCACAAUUAUUUUCAAGUGCGUUCUUCCCUUUGAAUCUUCCCAAUCAACAUGUGUGCCAUAUUCUUCGCAAUCAAUAUGUGUGUCUUAU
This is a messenger RNA of Cuscuta campestris, 1925 nucleotides long. The record is from the annotation of a GenBank genome assembly. NCBI's taxonomy places the organism in Eukaryota, Viridiplantae, Streptophyta, Magnoliopsida, Solanales, Convolvulaceae.